GAGAGAGGGAGCGAGAGCGAGGGAGAGAGAGCCCGAUGCUUUUGAGGGAAACAUAGGCCUCGAGCAUUCUUAUCUCCCUUCGCACCGGCAACUUUGUACCUUCUUCUCCUCGGCACUCCGCCUUCGGCUCUCGCCCUUUGAGUAGGCGGAUAGGAGGCAGAGGAGAUAGAAGGGGAAGCUUCUGGAGGCUGUUCUGUUCCGACUUUUCUUUGUCUUUACAUUGGGGUUUUAGCAAUUACAUAAAAUGGUUUUGUGGGUCUUCGGAUAUGGAUCGCUCAUCUGGAAACCUGGUUUUGAUUUUGAUGAGAAGGUUUUAGGCUUCAUUAAGGACUUCAGGCGUGUGUUUGAUCUUGCAUGCAUAGACCACCGAGGUACACCUGAACAUCCAGCAAGAACCCUCACAUUGGAGCCCAAAGAAGGAGCAGUUUGUUGGGGUAUUGCAUAUUGUGUUAGAGGUGGCAUUGAGAAAGAAAGAGCAACAAUGCAGUAUUUGGAGAAAAGGGAGUGCGAGUAUGACAAGAAAGCAUUGGUCAAAUUCUACAAGGAAGGGGAAAGCCUUAAGCCAUAUGUGACUAAUGUACUCAUAUUCAUUUCCACUCCAGAUAAAAUAUCCAAUAGAUAUUAUCUUGGCCCCGCUCCCUUGGAGGAAAUGGCAAGACAAAUUGCUACUGCAAAUGGUCCUUGUGGUAACAACAGAGAUUACUUGUUUUAUUUGGAGAAGGCCAUGCUUCAAAUAGGACAUGAAGAUGAGUACGUGACUGAACUAGCAAAUGAAGUUCGACGAGUUCUUGGAGUUUUGAAGGAUAACAAGACAUUUGAACCUCAUUUUGCUGUGAAGCCCUGGCUUUCACUCAUGAACACUGUACGCCUGCUCCAGAGGCGACUGUUCUGGAUUCGAGAUAAUAACCAAGCAAAUUCUCCUUCACUACCUUCUUGACAAAAAAUGAACUAAUUUUACACCAUUAUAUCCUUACAUUGUUAGCCUUAGCUAUAAUAUGGCUCACUUAGCACCCUUAACCAGGCAGCUACAUUUGUAUCAUUUGAGAAAUGAAAAAGAAAAGAGAUCUUUGUUGACCAAAA
Dendrobium catenatum is the source of this 1080-nucleotide messenger RNA. RefSeq names its product gamma-glutamylcyclotransferase 2-1. The record is from RefSeq and is a predicted model, not a curated record. The transcript has 9 exons. Bases 245 to 937 code for a protein of 230 amino acids. Gene Ontology annotation, molecular function: glutathione specific gamma-glutamylcyclotransferase activity; gamma-glutamylcyclotransferase activity. Gene Ontology annotation, biological process: glutathione catabolic process. Gene Ontology annotation, cellular component: cytoplasm. NCBI's taxonomy places the organism in Eukaryota, Viridiplantae, Streptophyta, Magnoliopsida, Asparagales, Orchidaceae.